GUUCCGGCUGCGUCGCUUUACCCGGAAGUGCGCUGAACGCCGUUGAGAUCUGUGUCGUCCUUCUCCUUCGACAGGGGAGCUGGGGUUUCCGUUGCCGACAUGGCCGACUCUGACCCCCGCUAUCCCCGCUCUUCGAUCGAGGACGACUUCAACUAUGGCAGCUGCGUGGCCUCUGCCAGCUUGCACAUCCGGAUGGCCUUUCUAAGAAAAGUCUACAGCAUCCUUUCUCUGCAAGUUCUCUUAACUACAAUGACAACUGCAUUUGUUUUAUACUUUGAGUCUAUACGGACGUUUAUACAUGGAAGUCCUGCCUUAAUUUUGGUGUUUGCCAUGGGAUCUUUGGGUUUCCUUUUAGCAUUGACUUUAAACAGACAUAAGCAUCCCCUUAACCUGUACCUGCUUUUUGGAUUUACACUGUCGGAAGCUCUCAGUGUGGCCUUUGUUGUUACUUUCUAUGAUGUAUAUAUUAUUCUGCAAGCUUUUGUACUGACUACUGCAGUGUUCCUUGGUUUGACUCUAUAUACUCUACAAUCUAAGAGAGAUUUCAGCAAAUUUGGAGCAGGACUAUUUGCUGUUUUGUGGAUUUUGUGCUUGUCAGGAAUCUUGAAGUUGUUUUUUUACAGUGAGACAAUGGAAUUGGUCGUGGCUGCUGUAGGAGCCCUUCUUUUCUGUGGAUUCAUCAUCUAUGACACACACUCACUGAUGCAUAGGCUCUCACCUGAAGAGUAUGUAUUAGCCGCCAUUAACCUCUACUUGGAUAUCAUCAAUCUAUUCCUUCACCUCCUGCGGUUUUUGGAAGCAGCUAGUAAAAAGUGAUUAAAAGGAGUAUAUAGUCCUUCUAGGAAGAGAGCCUUUACCAGACGUCAAAUCUGCUGACAUCUUCAUGUUGGCAUCUUCACACAGCCUUCAGUGUGAAAAAUAAAUUUCUGUUGUUUAUAAAUUA
Molecule: messenger RNA, 943 nt
Organism: Rhinolophus ferrumequinum (greater horseshoe bat)
Lineage: Eukaryota; Metazoa; Chordata; Mammalia; Chiroptera; Rhinolophidae
Gene: TMBIM4
Product: transmembrane BAX inhibitor motif containing 4
Exons: 7
Coding region: 100-816 (238 amino acids)
Biological process (GO): negative regulation of apoptotic process
Cellular component (GO): membrane
Source: RefSeq, a predicted model, not a curated record